Messenger RNA from Scophthalmus maximus (turbot), 1669 nucleotides. It is a transcript of the gene saraf, whose product is annotated as store-operated calcium entry-associated regulatory factor. The record is from RefSeq and is a predicted model, not a curated record. Gene Ontology annotation, cellular component: endoplasmic reticulum membrane. Lineage: Eukaryota; Metazoa; Chordata; Actinopteri; Pleuronectiformes; Scophthalmidae. The coding region runs from base 115 to 1086 and encodes 323 amino acids. The transcript is spliced from 7 exons. Gene Ontology annotation, biological process: regulation of store-operated calcium entry.
AAAGAGACAGUUCCGCGCUGUUCCGGGUAUAGCAAGGUAGCGAGUGAAGUUUACAUUUCGCUCCCGACUCGUGACAUCUUGACGUAAGCUCCCGUGAAAGGACACAGCGGGAAGAUGAAGUGGCUCACCGCGGCUCUGUUACUCUGUCUGUUCGUGGGACCCGGCCACGGUUGGGAUGACGGUCACGCAGACAGCGUGUUGCUGCGGGACGUCCAGGUGUUGACUCUGUACAAAGGUAGCUACACCAGAGCGAGGCGCUCUAGGGCCAUCCCUCAGCUCCAGUGUGUCGGCGGCUCAGCAAACUGCCAGGCCUUUGUCCCGGAGGUGGUCCAGUGUCAGAACAAAGGCUGGGAUGGAGUGGACGUACAGUGGGAGUGUCGGACUGACAUGGACAACGCGUACCGGUUCGGUCGCAUUGAGGUGAGCUGUGAGGGUUACAGCCACCCUGCCGAUGCCUACAUACUGAAGGGGUCCUGUGGGCUGGAGUACUCACUGGAGCUGACUGAAGACGGCCGGAGGAGGACGCAAGGCAGCCGGGACUCCCAAAGUGGAUUCAAUGGAUUUGGAGGUUUUACUUCCAGUUUCUUCAGCGGUUUCUGGGGAAACAAGCAGCCGCCUCAGCAGCAGAGCCAUCAGAGCGCCCACCCCUCACACAGCGAGGACUCGGGAGGCCUGCUGGUUGUCGUUGUGCUUCUGCUCUUAGGCUACGGCGUCUACAAGCUGUUCCUCAGCGGACAGACUGGGAACCCCAGAGAUGAUCACAGUGGCUCCACUGCAGGACCACCACCCCCAGGAUUCAAGCCUGACUUCACAGGCUCUUUUGGUGCCGAUCAGGGCUACGGUUUCCGUAGGGACUACACUCAAGGACAACAGUUCCGAGGAGGCCCAUCUACUCGCGGCACAGGCGGUGGCUUCUGGACUGGCAUGGGCACAGGAGGGAUGCUGGGAUAUCUUUUUGGUCGUCAGAGAAACCAGCCAUACAACCAAAACAACUCCAGCUACACUGACCGCAGAAGCACUCCCACACACUCCUCCUCCUCUGGGACACGCACUGCUUCAGGUUUCGGAGGCACCAAGACCAGAUAGAAUCUGUGGUAGUGAACAGAUUCUCUCCAGUGGAUGGCACAGACAGAGUUUGAAGUGGGGGAAGGUCAGACACGACGAAAACACCAUGUGAAGAACCUCAUGUGCAGACAUGAACUUGUCCAACAACGUAAACUCGGAUAGAAUCAGGACCAAACCCAGUUUCCGACAAAUGAGUGAUAAAUCAGAUACAACCAGUCUAGACUAAAAGGGAGGAAUAAUCAAUGUGCUUUAAGCUUUUCCUUUGAGGCCGUCCGUCCUAAGCUCCUGUGUGUAACUGCAGUCGAGCAGAGGUAAGAAUAUCUAGAUAAUAUCUAGAUAAUAUUUAGUGUGAUGUGAUAUGAAUGAGUGAAUAACGGGGGAAAAACCACAUAAUGGUUUUGUAUAUUGAUCCAGAGUGCUUUACAUGCCUUCACCUACCCUUCUACCAGCCCUUUUACCCGUACUGUGCAUAUGAUUUAAUGAAUGAAUCUUAAAAUGCAUAUAGCAUUUUGUACUGUAUAACGUGUUGUAGUGUGGAUAUAAUUUUGUGGACAUGAUGUGAUAUUUUGUUAACAAGCUAAUAAAUCAUAAUUUUGUUCCUGUU